UCACCUGGACAACCACCACCUGUGGGACCCCAACGAGUUUGCAGUUUCCUGCUUCAGGAUCAUCAUGUACUCCAUCCAGGCUCAGCACUCGCACCACGUCAUCCAGCAGGUCCUGAGCCACCUGGACAACAACAACAAGAACACGCCGCGGGUCAGAGCCGGCAUCGUGCAGGUCCUCCUGGAGACGGUCGCCAUCGCCGCCAAAGGCUCAGUGGGCCCGACAGUGCUGGAGGUGUUCAACACUCUGCUCAAACACCUGAGGAUGAGCGUGGACUUCGAGCUGGGCGACAGCUCCAGGAGGAACUCCAGCACCAGCGUGUCCUCGGCGCGGGGAAAAGAGAGCGAGGAGAGGAUCGUGCAGAACGCCAUCAUCCAGACCAUCGGCUUCUUCGGUGGAAACCUGCCAGACUACCAGCGAGCUGAAGUCAUGAUGUUCAUCAUGGGCAAAGUGCCAGUGUACGGGACCCCCUGCCACACCUUGGACACGGUGAAGAUUGGGCAUCAGGGUACGAAGAGGAUUCAGACCAUGCUGCUCAGCUCUCUCAUCAUGGUAACCUCCGGCUUCAAGUCCAAGUCCAUGGCUGCCGCCCUCCCUUCUCCCUUCCUGGAUCCGCUCUUCUCCAUCUCCCUGAUGGAGGACAGCGAGCUGCGGCAGCUGGUGCUAGAGAUCCUGCACAACAUCAUCGAUCGCCAUGACAACCGGGCUAAGCUACGCGGCAUCAGAAUCAUUCCUAACGUUGCAGCGCUGAAGAUUAAAAGAGAGAAGAUUUCCAAGCAAGAUGUUGCAUUCAUGAAGAAGCACGGCCAGCAGCUCUACCGUCACAUCUAUCUGGGUGUUAAAGAGGAGGAUAACGUCCAUAAAAACUUUGAGCUGCUCUUUACCACUCUGGCCGUUCUGACCAUCGAGCUGGCCAACGAGGAGGUGGUCAUCGACCUCAUUCGGCUCGCCAUCGCUCUGCAGGACAUGGUUCUGUCUAAUGAGGAGAACAUGCCCAUGUUUAUUCGCUGCGGGAUCAUGGCGUUGGUGGCGGCGUACCUCAACUUCCUGAGCCAGAUGAUCGCAAACCCCCCCUUCUGUCAGCACGUCAGCAAGGUCAUUGAGCUGAGGAACAUGGAUGCCCCGUACCUCCUCCCAGAGCACGUCUUCAGAGACAAGUGUCCACUUCCUGAAUCUUUGGAUAAAGAGGACAGGCCGCUGUACUUCCAGACGGCUGACAUGGCAGAGUGUCUGGCAGGACCGGGGUACAACGCAGAGAGGCUGUCGGUUCCUUACGUUCCUCAGGUCACAGAUGAAGACCGUCUGACCAGGAGGAAGAGUUUCGUCGACACCAUCUCCCUUCAGGUGGACAUCAUGUCCAACAGCCUCCCCGACAAGUCUCCGCUGGCUGAGGAGAUCACGUUUGAGACCCUGAAGAAGGCCAUCGAUACCACGGGUCUGGAGGAGCAGGAGAGGGAGAAGAGGCGUCAGGUGAUGGAGAAGUUCCAGAAGGCUCCGUUUGAGGAGAUCGCUGCGCACUGCGAGUCCAAGGCCAACAUGUUGCACGACCGUCUGGCACAAAUCUUUGAGCUCACAAUACGGCCUCCACCCAGCCCAUCCGGAGUGGUUUCCAUCUCAUCAGGACACACGCAGCAUCAGUCGGUCCCCGUCUACGAGAUGAAGUUUCCAGACCUGUGUGUCUACUGAUCCCGACGCACACACACACACACACACACACACACCAACACACACCUCUACACACAUAGCUGAAUUAUAAAUUAAAAAAUUAAAAAAAGAGAGCUACUCAAUCACAUGAAAUCAGUUAGCUCAAAGGUGACGGGGAUGCUAACAGGAACAUCAAAUGCAGCAAAAACCGGUCGCCUCUCUUCCAAACAAACAAAUAAAUAAACUUAAAUCACUUCCUUUAACUUCUUUGGAGCACCAGCAACACGUUUUCCAAAUCCCCUCUGAAGUUUGAGAGUGUCAACACGUGGAGAUUGUUUGAAUCCAGUAUUCAGCUCACUUAAACAUGCUAACUGUCUCUCUCCUCCUGUUAGCCUGAAGCUAACCUGGACCGAUCUGCUGCACUUUGCUGCUCCCACUCUCAUCCCUGAAACUAGAAAACACACACACGAGUCUCCACGAUCAAACAGACAUGACGUGCUUUCAUUUGGAGAUCUUCUCUUCUAGACGCUGAAUGUGACGUCGCUUUCGCAGCAUGACUCUGACCCCGUCUCUCUGUACAUACGCUGUCGUCUAAAAAAAAACAAAACAGACGAUGAAAAGCUUCAACCUGACGCUAGUCUUAGCCGUAGAGCUCCAGCUUCUCCGCCUCUGAACAAAUAUCUGUGAAACUCGUCGAGUGCAGUCACAAAAUUAGUAGAGAUGUACGAUGUUUUAGCCGCCAGCUAGCAUAACGGAGCUAACGUCGCGGGUGCUAACAGUCAGAAUAGUUAAUGAGUCCUCACUGUUCAGUCUUUGCUGCUUUUUAGGUCAACGUGCUUCAGGAAAAGUUUUUAAAGAACACAUUCAGAGUGUGCUCAGCUGAGGAGACGAGGCAGAGAGAGUUUUGAUUUCUGCUGACUCAUCGUUGGUGAUGGUGUCUUUGGGAAGCUGCAGCGUUCAGAGUGAAUCUUUAGUCUGGAAGGUUUUUAAAGAAGUGUGUCGAGGUGUGAAAAAGUUAGGAAGGAUUUCUACUUUUUGAUGGUUUUGCUAAGUUUUAAAGGACGUUGUUAAAAUCUGCUUUUCGUCCUCGAGUUGUUUAAUUCAGUCAAAACGUUUGUUAGAUAAGUUUUUAGUUAUUAGUUCGUGUUCCCAAAAAAAGGAAGAGCUCCAACAUCAGGCUAAACCGAGGUUAACUGCCUAUUUCCUCAUACUCGGUGCACGCCGCGGCCGUUAGCUGCCACUCUGUGAUCGUGUCUCCACAGCGGACAGAGAAACAGGAACGCUCUUUAAGAAGCGUUCUUACUCUGUGUGUCUGUAGCUGUUUGAGCUCCAAAACUAGCAUAGUGUUAGCAGCGACACGGCCCUACAGAUACAGACUGCAGCUUCAUAUCAGGUGUGAAUGGAGUCUUUGUUAGCUUCUCUUCUUCUCUCGUGAUAUUUAGCUUUUCGGGUUUGCACCUCGUGUCCGUCCCUCUCUGAGCUGACGAGCUGCAGGUUUUCUCUCCUCACAGAUUUGUUGGCAGCUUCUUAAAAAACAAAAACAAAGCGUGUUCUCUGCCAGAGACUCGAGUCGUUCCCUUUCUGUUCCCUGAAAGUGUCUCAAACGACGUUCAGCCAGCGGCCUUCUGGAGCGUUUCAUUCCAACGUGAGCGAGCGAGCAGAGUGAGACACAGAGGGUCGACUUCCUGCAGGAUUUAAUCCUCUGCGCCCUUUUUUUCUCGACUGUCACUGCGAGGCCACGUUUUGUUUUCAUGGAGAGAGAGAGAGGGGGGAGGUACGGGAGGCGUUUUUGGAACGAGCUCCUUCAUAUCUGGCCGAGCUGCAGCUGUGAUCUGUAAUAACAGAUGGUUAUCAGAGUUUGAUCGGAGCGCAGAGCGAGAGCAGAGUCAUUCCGCCGCCGCUCGGCGAGAGCAGCUGUGAGGAGAGUCGCACGGCGUGCUUUAGUUUGAACCCUGGAAGACGGACGGUUUGUUUUUUGAAUGUUCCCUUUAAAGUUUAAACUUUAGAAGUUGGCCAGCUUGUAGAAUAUAACAAAGUCUUCCCGUUUGGAUCCAGAUCUGAUGAUCUUUUUAUCUAAGUAUGAAACUGAUGUCGAUGGUUAAAA
Messenger RNA from Labrus bergylta (ballan wrasse), 3746 nucleotides. The record is from RefSeq and is a predicted model, not a curated record. NCBI's taxonomy places the organism in Eukaryota, Metazoa, Chordata, Actinopteri, Labriformes, Labridae.